Messenger RNA from Botrytis cinerea B05.10, 1458 nucleotides. RefSeq lists its product as hypothetical. Bases 140 to 970 code for a protein of 276 amino acids. The transcript has a single exon. The record is from RefSeq and is a predicted model, not a curated record. Lineage: Eukaryota; Fungi; Ascomycota; Leotiomycetes; Helotiales; Sclerotiniaceae.
GUUUGCCGAUUUGUUAAACAAAUAUGCUUUAGCGAAGAGCCACUGCCCGCAAACAUUCGAAUAUACGACGUUCUUCAAAGUUUGGUCACGCAUGGGUGUAUGUUUCGAUGAGGCUGAUUUUGAAGAAGUUGCUGCAUGAAUGAAAAACGCCCGACAAACGUUCAAGACGACUGUCGAUUCGAAUCUCGCUCUUACUGAGAUCAAAAUAGCGCAUGACAUUGAUAGCACUCAAACUUAUGACAAAGCGCAAAGGAGGCGUGAAUCGAAUCGCAUUAUACUACAGGAAAUACUACAGAAGAAGGGGUUCUGUACAAAAUUACGCGCGCUUCCACAACAAGCUGGCUUUGCAAUCCGAAGUAUUCAUUUUGAAUGGCUGAAGAGUCCGCAAGGAAGGGAUAUAACUAUCAUUGAGAAGGGAAGUGAGGUCGCAAAUUAUGCUGACGCUUUACUUGACGCUGUAAUGUUUGUACCUGAGCUGUUUGAUAACAAAUGCGAAACAUAUUAUGACGACGAACUAUACAAACAAACUUACCACCAUUCUCCAAUAGAGAUUAUUUCAAUGGCUAGCUGUGAUCACUCUAAGUCAUUGAUCAACGUGAUUAACUGGUUCGCUCGCAUCAAACAAUGGUGCACCAACCGAGAUUAUCUCAGGACGGAUUUCGUUACAGAGAAUGGGCAAUUAGGCAUAUACCCAUUCACAUCUCAGAAGCGCGAUUGGCUGAAACUACCUAGGUGGGACUCUAUCCUCCGAGACCUUGAAAGCCUGUACCUGAAGGAGGAAGAUAUGAACAAGAGAAAACAUCAACGAGUCGAUCAACCUACUUUCUUAAAAGUCGGUAAAGUUCAAGUCGGUGGACAAGAACUUUCAAGCAAGGAUACUAAUACAGCAGAGUCACCCGUCAGGAAUAGGAGCCCAGCAGAAGAAAUCUCGAAGCCUAGUAUGAGUCGAAGUCAAUAUUUCAAGGAUUAAUUUGAUACUCCUGCCACUCUUCGUGUUCCACAUCACAAUCCAAUGCGUGAAGGUUUUAGCAGGACAACUAGAACUUGGGGAAGUAUAGCAACAAGAGGAGGUAGGGCAACUAGGGGAAGCAGGGUAAGGGGAAGCAGGGUAAGCAGGAAUGUUUCAUCUCAGCACAGUAUGAAAGUUCUGGAUGUAUCAGAAUUGCAGAAUUCGUUUAAAGCCAAUAUUUCCUCUUCGGAAGUACCAGGAACUGGAACCAUUUCAAGUAGAAAUAUUCUUCCUCAAAAAAACUUUUUGGCGUGGGAUGCACCCGAGAUGCAGGUAUCAGAUGAAAAUCGCAUCAGCUCUUGGGAAGUGUCGGAUAUUUCUGGGAGCAGAUGGUCUUGAAAUGUAUUAAGCGACGAUGGAGUGAUUCGGUGUAUUAUAAUUUACUUGCCUUGAGCUAUCAAAAAAACAGUGUAUUUGGAUCAUAGACAAGAAUUAAAAUAAUAAUUACA